AUGUCUCCAGAACAGAAUGUGCGGAUCUCACCCUUCCCCACUCUAUCCAAAACUGAGAGAACAGCCCUGGAACUCAGACAUGUUGACACAGUAGUGACAGAGCCUCGAUACUGGGAUACAUUGUGGAACACAGACACGGCGGGAUACCCGUCUGAAAUUCGGGACUGUCCUAGCAGCCCACCUCCUGAUGAAGCCACACUGUCUCAUCCAGGUCCUAGCAGCCCACCUCCUGAUGAAGCCACACUGUCUCAUCCAGGUCCUAGCAGCCCACCCCCUGAUGAAGCCACACUGUCUCAUCCAGGUCCUAGCAGCCCACCUCCUGAUGAAGCCACACUGUCUCAUCCAGGUCCUAGCAGCCCACCUCCUGAUGAAGCCACACUGUCUCAUCCAGGUCCUAGCAGCCCACCCCCUGAUGAAGCCACACUGUCUCAUCCAGGUCCUAGCAGCCCACCCCCUGAUGAAGCCACACUGUCUCAUCCAGGUCCUAGCAGCCCACCCCCUGAUGAAGCCACACUGUCUCACCCAGGCCCUAGCAGCCCACCCCCUGAUGAAGCCACACUGUCUCAUCCAGGUCCUAGCAGCCCACCUCCUGAUGAAGCCACACUGUCUCAUCCAGGUCCUAGCAGCCCACCCCCUGAUGAAGCCACACUGUCUCAUCCAGGUCCUAGCAGCCCACCUCCUGAUGAAGCCACACUGUCUCAUCCAGGUCCUAGCAGCCCACCUCCUGAUGAAGCCACACUGUCUCAUCCAGGUCCUAGCAGCCCACCCCCUGAUGAAGCCACACUGUCUCAUCCAGGUCCUAGCAGCCCACCCCCUGAUGAAGCCACACUGUCUCAUCCAGGUCCUAGCAGCCCACCCCCUGAUGAAGCCACACUGUCUCAUCCAGGUCCUAGCAGCCCACCUCCUGAUGAAGCCACACUGUCUCAUCCAGGUCCUAGCAGCCCACCUCCUGAUGAAGCCACACUGUCUCAUCCAGGUCCUAGCAGCCCACCCCCUGAUGAAGCCACACUGUCUCAUCCAGGUCCUAGCAGCCCACCUCCUGAUGAAGCCACACUGUCUCAUCCAGGUCCUAGCAGCCCACCUCCUGAUGAAGCCACACUGUCUCAUCCAGGUCCUAGCAGCCCACCCCCUGAUGAAGCCACACUGUCUCAUCCAGGUCCUAGCAGCCCACCCCCUGAUGAAGCCACACUGUCUCAUCCAGGUCCUAGCAGCCCACCCCCUGAUGAAGCCACACUGUCUCAUCCAGGUCCUAGCAGCCCACCUCCUGAUGAAGCCACACUGUCUCAUCCAGGUCCUAGCAGCCCACCUCCUGAUGAAGCCACACUGUCUCAUCCAGGUCCUAGCAGCCCACCUCCUGAUGAAGCCACACUGUCUCAUCCAGGUCCUAGCAGCCCACCUCCUGAUGAAGCCACACUGUCUCAUCCAGGUCCUAGCAGCCCACCUCCUGAUGAAGCCACACUGUCUCAUCCAGGUCCUAGCAGCCCACCUCCUGAUGAAGCCACACUGUCUCAUCCAGGUCCUAGCAGCCCACCCCCUGAUGAAGCCACACUGUCUCAUCCAGGUCCUAGCAGCCCACCUCCUGAUGAAGCCACACUGUCUCAUCCAGGUCCUAGCAGCCCACCUCCUGAUGAAGCCACACUGUCUCAUCCAGGUCCUAGCAGCCCACCUCCUGAUGAAGCCACGCUGUCUCAUCCAGGUCCUAGCAGCCCACCCCCUGAUGAAGCCACACUGUCUCAUCCAGGUCCUAGCAGCCCACCUCCUGAUGAAGCCACACUGUCUCAUCCAGGUCCUAGCAGCCCACCCCCUGAUGAAGCCACACUGUCUCAUCCAGGUCCUAGCAGCCCUCUCCUGAUGAAGCCACACUGUCUCAUCCAGGUCCUAGCAGCCCACCCCCUGAUGAAGCCACACUGUCUCAUCCAGGUCCUAGCAGCCCUCUCCUGA
Messenger RNA from Rana temporaria (common frog), 1941 nucleotides. Its product is annotated as vegetative cell wall protein gp1-like. The transcript is spliced from 5 exons. The record is from RefSeq and is a predicted model, not a curated record. Lineage: Eukaryota; Metazoa; Chordata; Amphibia; Anura; Ranidae. The coding region runs from base 1 to 1941 and encodes 646 amino acids.